This is a messenger RNA of Eruca vesicaria subsp. sativa (arugula), 486 nucleotides long. NCBI's taxonomy places the organism in Eukaryota, Viridiplantae, Streptophyta, Magnoliopsida, Brassicales, Brassicaceae. The record is from the annotation of a GenBank genome assembly.
AUAUGUAUCUUGCUUCCCUUCCCUUCUAUUGGUAUCAGUUACCUAAUAAAAAUAAUGAAGCUACGCGAGUCAAGCGGCAAAGAAGAGAAGCACAGGACACAACAUUUUCAGCACGAACUAAAAGACCUGAUCUCGUCUUUAACCCACAUGGGAGAGGAGAAGGGAGGACCGAGCCAAUAUGAAGAAAGAGAGGAGGAGGAUGAAGGCGUCAGAGUCAUCACGCUCUCGGGAUCCAACAUAGGGGCCACCAUGAAGACAGAACUCGACAAUAAUCAUGGAGACAACAAACAUGAGCUUGAUUUCCUUACUACCUUCGUUAACAGCAACUUUCAAGCUGUGAACAAUUCGCUAAUGAUGGGGGCCAAGUACGAGACUCAUGAUCCUGGCGUUCAUCUUGACAUCUCAGGCGAUGUGGAGAAGCCUCCGAUGAAGGCUUUUGCGAGGGAGACGAAGGAUAAGAAGGGAAAGACUCCUACUCGAAGUUGA